AUGGCACAUGAGAUGAGGGGGUCAUUAAAGGACGAAGACGCAAAAUCUUUCCCUACUCCUUCCUUUGCUCUGCAGCCACUCGAGUGCAGAUGGAACCCCCGAUCACCACAUUCACAGACGUACUCCUCCUCGUCCACCUCCUUCACGCCUCAAGACUCGCAUCCAUCACCCGCUGCAAGCCAAUGCUUUGACGCGUUUUCCCUGGAGUGUCCCCAGCGCCUGCCUGCAUCAUGCAUGCACCAGAGCUCCACUGCAGACCGCAGUCCGUACCACAACCUCGUUACGGCUCACAAAAACGAUGGCAACCUCCUUGGCCUCUCCUCCCGAGCUCUGUCUUUCAGGACGCACCUUCUUCGCCGGGUCUUCUCGCUCGUCAUCACCCUUCCUCUGCCAGCGCCCGCGGCCAUACACGGCGUCGCCCUGGCAGCGGCUUCCACCUCCUUCACCCCGGGCGAGAGAGCAGAGGAGGGGAGUGCGGGCCGCGUUUACUUCAGUCAGUCGCGGGAGCUCGGGGAAACCGCACCAAGAAGCCAGCUCCGUGCUAAAGCUCACGCUCCAGCCAGGUCUUCACUCACUGUCGAUCGCCUCGCGCACUCGCUCGCAGACGAUCUCAUCGGGCUUCCAGCAGCGAUGUGGCGUCGCGGAUUCCUUGUGCUCUUGGGCGUGGCCGCCGCCCUGGCCGGUCCCAUCAGCCGCCAGGUGGGCGUGUCGGAUAAGGUCAGAAUUGUCUCCAGGAACGAAAGCUCUGUGUGUGUGAUCGACGAAGAAGUUUAUGCGGAGGGCGAGUACCUACCCACCGCCGACCCGUGCGAGGAAUGCCAGUGCAAGCCGCCGGGCUUUGCUUGCUUUGUGAUCAGUUGCGAGUACAAGCCGGGCUGUCGCGCCCUUCAGCGGUCCGGACUUUGUUGCCCGGAGUUUCGAUGCGACUGCGAAUGGGACGGCGCCGUGUACCAUAACGGAGAGCCGGUGCCUAACCUGGCCAACCCUUGCGAAACGUGCAUAUGCUCCGGCGGUGAGGUGGAGUGUUCGGUAAUCCAAUGUGGGUGGAGGAAUGAUUGCGAGGGCGUCUACACGGAUGGUGCCUGCUGUCCUUCCUAUGAUCAUUGUCCUCCCAAGGAUGCAGUUGAGGCAAAUGAAGCUGUGACUCAAGUUUCUCAGGCUCAAGAACAAGUUGAAGUUGAGGCUAGUGAAGCUGGAAUCCAAGCAUCCCAAGAUCAAGAGCACGUUGGUGUUCAGGCCAAUGAAGCUGUCACUGAAGCAUCUCAGGCUCAAGAACAGGCUGAAGUUGAAGCCAAUGAAGCUGUUACUGAAGCAUCUCAGGCUAAAGUUGAAGCCAAUGAAGCUGUAACUGAACUUAUCCCUGAAGCUUCUGUUGCUGAACAAGAAACUUCCCUUGACAUCAAUGAUUUGUCCAAGCAACAAACUCAAGAAAAUGGAACAGAAGAGGAAAUUAUUUCUGAACCAAUUGUUGAGGCCAGUAACACCGACGACGAUGAAUAUUGGAAGAAGAUGACCAGGAACUCUUCAUUGCCACAGACUGAGGAAACUUCACCUGCCUCAGAAUCAACAGAAGCUACUGCCACAGAAGCCAUUGACAAACAAAUUGAAAAGGUUGCCGAAAAGUAUGGACUGAAACCAACAAAGACCACAACACACGCUCAGAGCAAGUCACGAGCACAGAUUAACGAACUGAGGGAGAAGAGAAGUUUCGUUGAUAGUGUCGCCCACUACGUUGCAAGCUUCUUUUAAUUUAUCAGCUCUGCCAAUAUAUACUGCUAUGUAUGAUAGGCAGUAAGCCUUUUAGUUUUAAUGUUAUUUAUAUAAUGUAACAAUACUGGGCAGGUGUGUUUAUCGGAACA
Penaeus vannamei (Pacific white shrimp) is the source of this 1859-nucleotide messenger RNA. The record is from RefSeq and is a predicted model, not a curated record. NCBI's taxonomy places the organism in Eukaryota, Metazoa, Arthropoda, Malacostraca, Decapoda, Penaeidae.